CCCACACUUUGUUGUUUGUUCCACCUAAAAUCUUGUAUCUCCCUUUCUCUCUCAACAUCAUCACUCAUCAGCAGCAAAGCAAGAACACACACAGUUCACAGCAUGUGAAAAUAAAUCAAAAACCAAAAACCUCUGCAACUUUUACUAGGGUUUCAUAAAAGUACCAAACUCAAUUUCCCAUUUCCCAAACACACAGACACACACACACAUAAAAAUUAAAAAUUAAAAAUUAAAAAUUAAAAAAAUGGGCACAACCAUUUCACCGUACCUUGUCGUAUCUCCCUUUCCGGUCCGGACCACAACCUCGAACCCUCUUUUUCAUCGUACCCACCAAUUUUACACCAACCCUCUCUCACUGUCCCUUCCAAAACCUUAUCUUCGGGGCUCCACCGCCGUUGCCCGGUUCGGGUUCAAGCCCGGGCUAUUCCCCGACCCGGAUACCAACGCGAUUGCCGAGCUGCUUGGUCGAGCCGAGAGCAUCCUUUACACGCUUGCGGACGCUGCUGUUUCGAGCUCGGAUACGGUUAGCUCCACAACCAAACAGAGCAAUGAUUGGCUCUCUGGAAUCACGAAUUACAUGGAGACUGUCCUCAAGGUUUUGAAGGAUGGGCUAUCGACUUUGAAUGUUCCGUACUCUUAUGGGUUCGCUAUAAUACUACUCACUGUUCUUGUUAAAGCUGUUACAUUUCCUUUGACUAAGAAACAGGUGGAAUCAGCAAUGUCGAUGCGGUCGUUGCAACCUCAAGUAAAGGCAAUUCAGGAACGGUAUGCUGGAGAUCAGGAAAGAAUUCAACUAGAAACGGCUCGAUUGUAUAAACUAGCUGGUAUAAACCCACUAGCAGGGUGCUUGCCUACGCUGGUCACAAUACCAGUAUGGAUUGGACUCUAUAGGGCCCUUUCAAAUGUAGCAGAUGAGGGACUCCUUACAGAAGGCUUCUUCUGGAUACCCUCCCUGGCUGGUCCCACUACCGUCGCUGCUCGACAAAACGGCAGUGGCAUCUCUUGGCUUUUCCCUUUUGUAGAUGGUCAUCCACCCCUUGGAUGGUCGAAUACCUUGGCUUAUCUUGUCUUGCCCAUGUUGCUGGUUGUCUCACAGUACCUUUCUGUCCUAAUUAUGCAGUCAUCACAGUCACAGAGUAAUGAUCCCAACAUGAAGACUUCUCAAGCAAUAACAAAAUUCCUUCCUUUAUUGAUUGGUUAUUUUUCACUCUCAGUUCCUUCUGGUUUAAGCCUUUAUUGGUUUACAAAUAAUAUAUUGAGCACCGCACAACAAGUAUGGCUACAACAGUUAGGGGGCGCAAAAAAUCCGGUGGGGACAUUCACUGAAGAUAUCAUCAAGGAAGAGAAAAUCCAGAAUCAGAAGUCAAUUUCUGAAUUACGAGUACUUGCCACCAAAACAGAGGAGAGACAAGAAGAGAAGUUGACAUCAGAGGGGCCUCGUCCUGGUGAAAGAUUUAAACAGCUAAAGGAGCAAGAGGCAAAAAGAAGACAACAAAUAGAAGAAGAAAGGAAGAAGGCUGAAGAGGCAGCGGCUAAAGCAACUCAAAUAGCCAAUGAGGGACAUGAGAGAGAAGCCAAAUUACUUGAAAGAGAAAAUGGGGCUGCAGCUGACUCGGUUGUUGAAAAUAAUGAAAACGUUCAAUCUGUGACUACCUUUCAUGAUUCUUCCAAUGUUGAAGUUGUUGUAAAUGGUGGUUCAUCUGGGCAGGACUCAGAGGAAGAUCAGAACAUGACUUCCACAUUUACGAUGGAAAAUGAAGUUUCUGCCAAUUCCAAGGUUGAUGGGAGUGAUGGGCAACAAUCUUAUGAAAAUGUGGAAAAGGAAACAGUUGAAUUAUACAGUACUACAACGACUAAAGAUAACAAAAUUUCUGGAGAAGACACGCAUCAAGCUAGAAGGGAAUGAUCAAUCAAAAGAGGGGGGAAAUUUUGUUAUGAUGGUUUCAGUAUAACAAGAUUUGGCAAGCUUAGUUAUUUAUAAGCUAAAAUAUAUUAGGGACAGCACCUUGUGAUACAGUUCUUGCCCCGGCAGAAGCACGCAGCUUAUCAAUUAUCUAUUCUGCAUCCAUGGUGGAGGUCUGUGAUUAAUUGGAGGUAUGUUAAUUCUCUGGGAGAUGAAUGCCUGGAUCAGUGGGAUUUUGGUGGUUCUGUGUUGCUGUAACCUGAGCUUCAAAGUAGUAGUAGUCUGCAAUCAGUAGCUUUUUCAUCCUCUCAGCAUUUCUGGGGCAUUAUGUAUUAUCUGUAACAACAGGAAAGUGAAACACAGGUUCUCUCUCUUUCCUUUCUUAGGAAUACAGUUUUCAGUGGGGCAGAUGCCAUAAUUUCAGUGGCCCUCACAUUGAGCUGGCUACUUUGUUUGGUCUUUGAUCCUUCUUUUCCCUGUUAAAUCCACACAUUAGUUUACUUAGAAGAUACUUAGUCGGAAAUGAUUGGUGGUGAUAAUUCUCUCCAGGUUCGAUAUAUUUGAACGAGUGCCUAGAUGUUUGCCUUUU
Messenger RNA from Quercus robur (English oak), 2492 nucleotides. RefSeq names its product ALBINO3-like protein 1, chloroplastic. Gene Ontology annotation, biological process: thylakoid membrane organization; protein localization to chloroplast; protein insertion into membrane. Lineage: Eukaryota; Viridiplantae; Streptophyta; Magnoliopsida; Fagales; Fagaceae. Gene Ontology annotation, cellular component: chloroplast thylakoid membrane. The record is from RefSeq and is a predicted model, not a curated record. Bases 245 to 1906 code for a protein of 553 amino acids. Gene Ontology annotation, molecular function: membrane insertase activity. The transcript has 11 exons.